AUGCUGAGUGGAGUGUUCAUAGACGAAGCCUUGGAGAUUAUCGUGGCAGCCGCUUUCCUACCGGAUUAUAACCCGACGACUGAAAUGAGUGACAGUGAUGCCUCUCCCCAUUCGGCGAUGGCUGGUUUCCUGCGCGCGCUUGAGCUGACAGCCAAUCACGACUGGACUAAUGAUGUCUUGUUCGUGGAGGGCAUGACCAAUGGGGUGGCCCAACCCACACUCACUGUAGCACAGCGACAGGAGGUACGUUUAGAGGGUUGGUAUAUUUUAUUCGUCAAGUAUAC
Molecule: messenger RNA, 284 nt
Organism: Sphaeroforma arctica JP610
Lineage: Eukaryota; Ichthyosporea; Ichthyophonida
Exons: 2
Source: RefSeq, a predicted model, not a curated record